AUUGAAUUCAUUUUCCAAGUGAAAAAAUUAGGAUAUGAUAUCCGCCGUUCAAGUUCAGUUCCCAAGUGAGUACUUUAAUGGAUCGUGAUUCUCUGCCUUACUAUGGCAGCAAGGGACGGUGCUUGGCUUUAAUAGCCUUCUACUCUAAUUCCAACUAGUCUUCUACUCUUCUCUGCAUUCGUAAUAACAGUGACAUUCAUAUUAUUAGAAGGUUCUUCAAUGGAUGGUAUUUGUUGCGUUAAACGGAUCCGGGAAAAUCUUGAUGAUUUUUCCGCUCUUCAUUAUUCUAACCCUAAUUCCAGUAAGGUAUCCGCCAGGCGCGACUUUCCUGGAAAGCCCAGUCUCCCUGUUGAAGAACAUGACAGCGAUUAUGAUCCAUCGGAAGAAGAAACAGAGCAAUUCGAUGAAUCUAACGCAGCUAAAUCUGUUGGACUUGAGACAGAUAUUCGAAAAGGCUUCGAUGAAUUUGAGCCUUAUUUCUGGAGGAGAAAUAAGACUGAUGGUGAGAUGAUUGAGAUCGAGUAUGAACCUGCAGAAGAAUUUAACGAAAUCGUGGUGAAAUCUGUUAAUCCCCCAGAAUAUGAGUCAGAUUGCUAUGAUGCUAAGAGACUAAAAAUAACUGCAAUCCGCAAUCGUUUCAAGGGGGUUCAUAAAUCAUCUGCUUACACUGAUAAUCCUGUGAACAGUGAGGAUGGGAGUGACUAUGAUCCUUCAGAAGAAGAAGCACAGGAAGAUGGGGAAGAGUUGGAAGAAGAUCCUCAGCCUUCAAUGUUAUAUGGUGGAAAGGUAUCUGCAAGGCGGGAUUUUCCAAAAGGUUGUUUCCCAAUCUCUAUAAGAAGCUAAGCAGAUGAGAAUUGUGAAUCAAAGCACUGGUUUGGGGUCUGAAUGAAUAGUUAGAUUCUUAAAAGUUUUGGUGUUUAAACUGUAGUUUUAUAUGGUUUUCUCGUUUGGAAAUUUCUUUAUUCCUUUAUGCAUUCUUGGAUGGCUAGCUCCUUAACUUUUGUCCUGGAGAUGUAAAAUUACACACACCCAUAUUGAUUUACUUGGUGUAUGAAUAUUGAAUUCUAUGAUAUGAUACUCUUUCAUACA
Messenger RNA from Cuscuta europaea, 1089 nucleotides. NCBI's taxonomy places the organism in Eukaryota, Viridiplantae, Streptophyta, Magnoliopsida, Solanales, Convolvulaceae. The record is from the annotation of a GenBank genome assembly.